CCCAGCCCUCCCUUCCCACGCCCCAGUGCGCUGUGGGAUAGUGGCACUAUAAAGUAUAUCCUCUCUCGGAGAAAGAUAAGAAGCCCGAGACAGGAGGGGGAUGAAGAUGGCGGACGCCAAGCAAAAGAGGAAUGAGCAGUUAAAGCGAUGGCUGGGCUCGGAAACGGACCUGGAGCCUCCUAUUCUGAAAAAGAAGAAGACGAAGGUGAAGUUCGAUGAUGGCGCCGUGUUUCUGGCCGCCUGCUCAAGCGGCGAUACCGAGGAGGUGCUCCGAAUGCUUGACCGGGGCGCUGACAUCAACUACGCCAAUGUAGACGGUCUGACCGCCCUCCACCAGGCAUGCAUAGAUGACAAUGUUGACAUGGUGACAUUCCUGGUGGAGCAUGGAGCCGGCAUCAACCAGCCCGACAACGAGGGCUGGAUCCCCCUCCAUGCUGCAGCCUCCUGCGGAUACCUAGACAUAGCAGAGUAUCUCAUCAGCCAGGGUGCCAGUGUAGGAGUUGUGAACAGUGAAGGUGAGACGCCUCUGGACAUUGCUGAAGAGGAGGCAAUGGAGGAGCUCCUACAGAAUGAGAUCAACCGACAAGGGGUGGAUAUCGAGGCAGCCCGGAAAGAGGAGGAGCGGGUCAUGCUGAGGGACGCCCGGCAGUGGCUCAACAGCGGCCAGAUCCAAGACGUCCGGCAUGCCAAGUCUGGAGGAACGUCACUCCAUGUAGCUGCUGCGAAGGGAUAUGUUGAGGUUUUAAAGCUUUUAAUCCAGGCAGGGUAUGAUGUAAAUAUUAAGGACUAUGAUGGUUGGACUCCUCUACAUGCAGCAGCACAUUGGGGCAAAGAGGAGGCAUGUAGGAUACUGGUGGAUAAUCUAUGUGACAUGGACCUCAUUAAUAAAAUGGGCCAGACAGCUUUUGAUGUAGCAGACGAAGAUGUUCUGGGAUACUUAGAAGAACUACAAAAGAAACAAAAUCUGCUGAUGAGUGACAAGAAAGAUGUUAAGAAAUCUCCUUUGAUUGAAACGACAACCACUGGGGACAACAACCAAUCACUGAAACCACUCAAGAGCAAAGAAACGCUGCUUCUAGAGCCAGAAAAGACUGUCCCACGCAUCGAGACCUUAGAACCGGAGAAGGUGGAUGAAGAAGAGGAGGGGAAGAAGGACGAAUCAAGCUGCUCCAGUGAGGAAGAGGAGGACGAGGAUUCAGAGUCGGAGACUGAAGCAGACAAGAGCAAACCCUCAGCAUCGGUGAGCAACAGCACAACGCCUACCCCAUCCACCAUCACCGUGUCACCGCCAACAAGCCCAACUAACCAGGUGACAACCCCCACUUCACCGGUAAAGAAGGCCAUUCAGCCUGCUGGAAAGGUCUCGACUAAAGUAGAGGAGGAGAGGAAGGACGAGUCUCCAGCGUCGUGGCGGCUGGGUUUGAGGAAGACGGGCAGCUAUGGGGCACUAGCUGAGAUCACAGCCGCCAAGGAGGCUCAGAGGGAGAAGGACACAACUGGUGUGAUGCGUUCAGCCUCGAGCCCUCGCCUCUCCUCUUCCCUGGACAACAAAGACAAAGAGAAGGAAAAGGAUAAAGGGACCCGGCUUGCCUAUGUGGCCCCCACCAUCCCCAGGAGACUGGCCAGUACUUCAGACAUUGACGAGAAGGAAAACAGGGACUCUACUGCUCUGAUACGUAGUGGCUCAUACACCCGGCGACGCUGGGACGACGACCUGAAGAACAGUGAAGGAAGCGCCUCCACCAACCGAACCCCCAGCUACCAGCGCAGCACGUCCCAUACGCUAGCACUAGGGCGGAGCGGCAGCACGCGGGACGUGCCAGCCAAGUCUUCGUCCACCUCCAGCUUGGACCCUAACACCUGUAAUACUAAACCCUGGCAGCCACCCACCUCCCACUACCAGUCUUACAGCAUUUACCGCAGCGGCUCUUUCAGCAGAAGGAACGAGGACUUGAGUUCCUCGACCACCUCCUCCACGACCACCACCACCUCCUCAUCUGUUACCUCGCCCACAGGCCAUCGCGGCCUGCUCUCCAGCCUGGGCUCCUCCUCCACCCGCACUGGCUCCACCAGUCUCACCAGCAGGUACUGGUCAGAGGAGAGUGCAGAGAGGGAGAAGGAGAAGGAGAAGGAAUCUGCUGCGGUCAUCCCCACUAUAAACACUGGCUCUACUACGACCACCACAUCUACCACUACCACCACCGGCAUAUCUACCACUACCACCACCACUGGCACUGUCACUGGCUCUGAAAGACGCAGGUCAUACCUGACGCCAGUGCGAGACGAAGAGUCAGAGUCCCAAAGGAAAGCUCGCUCCAGGCAGGCUCGACAGUCAAGGAGGUCCACUCAGGGCGUGACUCUGACUGACCUGCAAGAAGCUGAGAAAACAAUUGGCAGGAGUCGUCCCACAAAGACCCGGGAGGAGGAGAAGGAGGAGAAGGAAAAGCAGGACAAGGAGAAGCAGGAAGAGAAGAAGGAGUUGGAGACCAAGGAAGAUGAUUACCGAUCGAAGUACCGGAGCUUCGAAGAGCGCUACCGGCCUUCGUCUUCCUCCUCCACCUCCGCCAUUUCGACAGCCAGCACUGCCUCCACCCCGUCCUACUCUAGCACCAUUUUGUCCUCCAGUUCCAGCUCCCUCAACAGGCCUAACAGUCUGACGGGGAUCACCUCAUCCUAUAGCCGUUCCUCCAGAGAUACGGAAAAAGAAAUAGAUAGAAAGGAUGAGGAGAAGGAGGGAGAGGACAAAUCUCAGCCCCGCUCCAUACGGGAUCGCAGGCGGCCCCGCGAGAAGAGGCGCUCCACUGGGGUCUCCUUCUGGACCCAAGAUGGUGAUGAAAAUGACCCAGACCAGCAGUCUGACUCGGAGGAGGGCAGCACCAAGGGAGAGCCACAGAGUGACAGGUUGUCCAGGAAUGAGAUCACUUCAUCCUCAGAUCGCAAUGAUUCUUAUUCUAGCCGUGGCUACGGUGAGAGUCGGAGGCCAUACUCAAGCCGACUAGAUAGAGACGACACCACUGACUACAAGAAGCUCUACGAGCAGAUCUUAGCUGAGAACGAGAAGUUGAAGGCCCAGUUACGUGACACAGACCUGGAGCUGGCGGACUUGAAGCUACAACUAGAGAAGGCCACACAGAGGCAGGAACGCUAUGCCGACCGAUCACAGCUUGAGAUGGAGAAAAGGGAAAGAAGAGCUCUAGAAAGGAAGAUAUCUGAGAUGGAGGAGGAACUUAAGAUGCUCCCAGACUUGAAAGCAGACAACCAGAGACUAAAGGACGAGAACGGAGCACUCAUUCGAGUCAUUAGCAAGCUUUCCAAGUAGAACAGACCCCCCCCGCCCCGUCUUCUGCACCCCCCUAGUCCCCCAUGGCAGUGACUAAUGGAAUUGCACAUUUAGAUAUUAAUUGCAACAGACAUCAGAGACAAGACUCCUUUUUUCUUUUUCUCCUCCCAACUCCCUUUUUAUCUCCCUUUUGCUCCUCCACCACCAACACCAACACCACCGCAGCAUCCAUCCAUCCAUCCAUCCAUCUACCCCCACCCCCCCCUUCCGCGCCACCUCCUCGACUAUAAUCCACUCGAUUGUGUGGCCGCUGUCCCGAUAGAACCACUGAGUUUACAGAGCAAAAGGAAAAAGGGUUGUGUGAUCAGCAUGUUAAAAGCAUUGUGGGCGGGGAAGCCUGAAAACUAUUUAACCAAUAAGCCUUAGUUGUACAUAAAGAGAAAAAGAAAAAACACUUGCAUCAAUCUUCUCUCUCUCUCUCUCUCUCUCUCUCUCUCUCUCUCUCUCUCUCUCUCUCUCUCUCUCUCUCUCUCUCUCUCUCACUGAAGAACAGAUAUUAUCCAACACCUGAUUUUAUUUGUGCCACAAUCUCUCUGAUGUAAUUUUUUUUUCUUUCCUCUCCCUGUGUAAGUGUUGUGUGCUGUGCAGUUUCCCCCCUCCCUCCCUCCCUCCUUUUAACCCCCCUCAAAGUGCCACUUCUGCCCCGAUAUGAGCUCCUUGUGGCCCCUGACUCCACUACUUUAUUCAUUGUUUUUCCCGCACACACACACAGAUCACCAAUGCACACUCGCCCACCCUCCUCUUUUUUUUUUUUCCUUCUUUUUUUUUUUGUACCUCUUUGUGUCUUCCUCCAAGAGGGAAAAAUUUUGAAUUCUCGCUUUAGCGAAACGAGGCGGACCUGGUGGAAUUUAAGCUUUCACUGUAUGUGCAAUAUGCAUUUCUUUCUUCUUCUUCUUUUUUUUUUUUUUUUUAAUGCUUUAAUGAUGAGUCCAUCACAAGUAGGAUUUUUCACUCUUCCACCGCUUCCAUCGCUCACCUUCCUCCUCUUUUUUUUUUUUUUUUUUUUUUGUUUUGUUUUGUUUUAAGUUUGUAGUGUAGUCAGUUUAUACUCUGUAUUUCUCACUUUGUUUUAGCAGGUACUGAGUGAUGCUGUAUAUACCUGUAUGUAUUUGUUUGAGACCAGCACAUGGCAUGCGUUUAUCGUUCCCGUCUGUUACUAUUAAAAAGUAUACAAAUUCCAGAGGACAAAAAGGUGUGUUUUAAUUAUUUUUCUUUUAUAGUCUAAAGACAUUGGAUACAGAACAGUAGAGCCUCUCUUACGCGGGACGGCUGGCAAGUGUUCAGUGCUUUUAUUUUAAUUUUUUUUUCCAGUUUAAAAUAAGUGUUCACAUAAUUGUGAGAUAAAACAGAAUAAUCGCUUCACUACAUUUCACUUUCAUUGUAUUCAGUAUCUUGGAAGAGUGCUAAUUUUGUUUCCAAUUUUUUUUUUUUUUUUUUAAAGCUGUAGUAUUAUAGCCAAGGUGUUGUCACUAAAAAAAAAAAAAGAAUAUCUUAGGUAUCGCUAACCCAGUCCUUUUUACAAUGUCUACAUGCACUGUCGAUGCCAUGUGAGGAGUCUUGAUGUCAGGUUAAAGCAAAUCGCCACCAUCUAAUAUUUCAUGCAUCUGAAAACAUUUUAUGCAUUUCAGUGGCCUUUUAAGGAUAUUUUAGUAAAAGAAGUUUAAAAAAAAAAGUCACUGCAGAUGGACUGAUGACCAUCUACUCUGGUUUAGACUUUUUUUUUUGUUUGUUUUUUUCUUUUGUUUUUUCCCGUCAUCUUGUAAAAUAGGUGUGUGGCUUAAUACAUGCAAGCUGUGCUGUGACUACCAACCACUGAAGAGUUCAUUAAAAAUAAACUUGUACAUUGUAAAGUU
Dicentrarchus labrax (European seabass) is the source of this 5193-nucleotide messenger RNA. RefSeq names its product protein phosphatase 1, regulatory subunit 12A (gene ppp1r12a). Bases 101 to 3319 code for a protein of 1072 amino acids. Gene Ontology annotation, biological process: signal transduction. The transcript is spliced from 26 exons. Gene Ontology annotation, cellular component: cytoplasm; Z disc; A band. NCBI's taxonomy places the organism in Eukaryota, Metazoa, Chordata, Actinopteri, Moronidae. Gene Ontology annotation, molecular function: phosphatase regulator activity; enzyme inhibitor activity; protein kinase binding. The record is from RefSeq and is a predicted model, not a curated record.